AUGGAAGACGAAGUCGCUGCUCUUGUCAUUGACAAUGGUUCCGGUAUGUGCAAGGCUGGUUUCGCUGGAGAUGAUGCGCCACGAGCUGUUUUCCCAUCCAUUGUGGGUCGCCCCCGUCAUCAAGGUGUGAUGGUCGGUAUGGGUCAGAAAGAUUCAUACGUAGGCGAUGAAGCUCAAUCCAAGCGAGGUAUCUUGACACUUAAAUAUCCAAUUGAACAUGGUAUCGUAACGAAUUGGGAUGAUAUGGAAAAAAUCUGGCAUCACACUUUCUACAACGAGCUUCGUGUCGCCCCCGAGGAACACCCCGUGCUUUUGACUGAGGCACCGCUUAAUCCUAAAUCGAACCGUGAAAAGAUGACGCAGAUUAUGUUUGAAACUUUCAACGCGCCUGCUUUCUAUGUUGCUAUCCAAGCCGUUCUUUCAUUAUAUGCAUCUGGUCGUACAACCGGUAUUGUCCUUGACUCCGGUGAUGGUGUCACUCACACUGUACCCAUCUACGAAGGAUACGCCCUUCCACACGCCAUUCUCCGUCUCGAUUUGGCCGGUCGUGAUUUAACCAAUUAUCUCAUGAUCAUUCUCAUGGAACGUGGUUACUCAUUCUCCACCACUGCCGAACGUGAAAUUGUCCGUGACAUCAAGGAAAAACUCUGCUACGUAGCUUUGGACUUUGAACAAGAAAUGCAGACUGCUGCUCAAUCAUCAGCAUUGGAAAAAUCAUACGAAUUGCCCGACGGUCAAGUUAUUACAAUUGGAAAUGAACGUUUCCGUGCUCCCGAAGCCCUCUUCCAACCUUCUUUCUUGGGUCUUGAAGCUUCGGGUAUUCACGAAACCACUUACAACUCUAUUAUGAAAUGCGAUGUAGAUAUACGUAAAGAUCUUUAUGGAAACAUCGUUCUUUCUGGAGGUACCACCAUGUAUAACGGAAUUGCAGACAGAAUGCAAAAGGAAAUCACAGCAUUAGCACCCUCUAGCAUGAAGAUUAAGAUUGUUGCACCUCCAGAACGUAAAUACUCCGUCUGGAUCGGUGGAUCCAUUUUGGCUUCGCUUUCUACCUUCCAACAAAUGUGGAUCAGCAAACAAGAAUACGAUGAAUCUGGUCCUUCUAUUGUUCAUCGCAAAUGCUUCUAG
Acaulospora morrowiae is the source of this 1128-nucleotide messenger RNA. Lineage: Eukaryota; Fungi; Glomeromycota; Glomeromycetes; Diversisporales; Acaulosporaceae. The record is from the annotation of a GenBank genome assembly.